AUGUUCUCCGCCAUGAAUACCACUUGGCCGCCCGUCCCGCCCCCCGCAGGAACACAGGCCCAGUAUGGCUACCAGCAAGGUACACCAGCUUACCACACAGUCCAAGUCCGACAGUCCUUUGCCCCCCCUUCCAACUACGUGCAGCAACCACCUCUAGCCCAGAGGCCCAUAGGAACCCCUCAACCCGAGAAGAAAAAGGUAGCCUGGCCGCCGUCCGUCCGUCUCUACGUGCAGAGAUCAUUUGAGCAAGCCAAUCUCCUCGACGAUGUGACGCGACCAGAAAUGGAGGCGAAGCUGAAGCAGACAAUCACUGAAGCCACAGAGGCCGGCACGCUAGAGACAAUGGAUUGGGAAAAUCUACCUCUUCCACAGCACUUGAUCCGGAUCGACCGGGCUCAAGCUUCAGCUAUCUCAUGGCAGAUGGAGUCUCUGGAUGCGCGGAUUGGGGGAGUCGGGAAAGCCAACGUGCACAUAACUCCCACUUUAUCGAAGAAGCGCAAGUCACAGGAAAUGGGUGGAGAUGACAAUUCUAUGCCCCCUUGGCGCAACACUAACAACCGUAUCGAAGAUCGGAUCACCCAACGCAACCAGCCAUCCCAGGAGGAAAAAUUAAGUAAGUCCCAGAAGAACCUGGAGAAGCGGCUACGUCGAUUUGAUGGCGGAUACAAAUCUACCUACAAGCCAUCCCCAUCUCCCGAACCAAUAUCCGGCCCUGUGGUGGGAACUUGCAAGAUUCUCGAAAAGCAAUACUUCCGCCUCACCUCCGCCCCCAUCCCCUCGCAUGUCCGACCUGAGCCAAUCUUGAGACAAACACUAGAUCUGCUGAAGAAGAAGUGGAAGAAGGAGGGCAACUACUCUUACAUCUGCGAUCAGUUCAAAUCUCUACGACAAGAUCUUACCGUGCAACGUAUCAAGAACGAGUUCACCGUCAGCGUCUACGAGAUCCAUGCCCGGAUUGCCUUGGAGAAGGGGGAUAUUGGUGAGUAUAAUCAAUGCCAAACGCAACUUCGAGCUCUCUAUGCCCACGGUCUGGCAGGCAGUGAAGUCGAGUUCAAGGCAUAUCGUAUUUUGUAUUUCAUUCACACAUCUAACCGCACCGCAUUGAAUGAUGUGCUGGCGGAUCUAACAGCAGCAGAGAAAGAAGAAGAGGCCAUCAAGCACGCGCUUGGUGUGCGGUCGGCUUUGGCGUUGGGCAACUACCACAGAUUUUUCAGACUCUACCUCGACACACCCAACAUGGGCGCCUAUCUCAUGGACAUGUUCGUCGUCCGAGAGCGCCUCAUGGCUCUGUCAAGUAUUUGCAGAUCGUACAAGCCAGAUCUCAAGCUGAGAUUCAUCACCGAGGAGCUUGGUUUCGAGUCCGACAGCGAUGCGGUAUCGUUCAUCUGCGAAUACAACGGCCAGCAUCUUCUCGAAGAGAAGAAUGAAGAACUACGUUUCCUCGCCGGCAAGGCAGGCAAUAUCUUCGAGGUAGCCAAGUGUGAGGCAUUCCGAAAAAUCGACAUCAAGGGCCAAAUCUAA
Molecule: messenger RNA, 1521 nt
Organism: Drepanopeziza brunnea f. sp. 'multigermtubi' MB_m1
Lineage: Eukaryota; Fungi; Ascomycota; Leotiomycetes; Helotiales; Drepanopezizaceae
Cellular component (GO): nucleus
Source: RefSeq, a predicted model, not a curated record